AGAAAAAAACUGCCGCCAUCCAAUACUCGUUACUAAUCCUUCAACUUACGGAAGCGAACCAAACUAACUCCUUUCCCUCUCUCUCUAUUCUUCUCUGUAUAAAAUAAUGGAAGCUUUUCUUCACUCCUCUCAAGGAACUCCGAAUAAUCUCUUGGGUUCUCAGUUAUUGAUUCAUCCAUGCAUCUUCACAAGCCGGAAAGGUGUCGACUUUCUUCUCCUCUUGGUCUCCUCCGCCGUGUUUCUCCCUGAAGCUUCCAGUCCCCUCGAUUGUAUCACAUUUUCUGCAAUUCCUCAACGAAAAAUGGAAUUUUUCUGAGAAGACGCCACUCCAAGGGCGAAGAAAUGGAGAAGCUCCGAAAAAUCCGGAUAAUUCUCGGAAUAACCUCUCCAUUUCUUGUUCUGCUACUCCUCUACGCAAUGUGCUGCUGCUUUCGGAGGAGAUUCCGUUGGAGCAGGGAGAGGGAGUCGUUGGAGGACGGGGGAUGUGGGUACGGCGAGGAGGAGGGUGAAAAGGAAGCGGAGGAGGAGCUGACCAGGUUCGCCGGAGGGGAGCAUCUGACCGUCCACGACAUCCUGGAAGCGCCGGGGGAGGUGGUGGGGAAGUCCAGCUACGCGACGCUCUACAGAGCCAGCCUCGAGCGGAGCGGCUCGGUGGUGCUGCUCCGGUUCGUCCGCCCGGCCUGCGUCGGCCGGACCCAGGACGUCCUCCUCGCGGUCCAGAAACUGGGCCCCGUCCGCCACCCAAAUCUGGUACCCAUGACAGCGCUCUAUGCGGGGCCAAGAGGGGAGAUGCUUUUCGUCCACCCCUUCUACGCCGCCGGGACUCUGUCGCAGUUCCUUCGGGAUGGAGUUGCUGAAUCCCACAGAUGGGGAGUCAUUUAUAAGCUUUCUCUGGGUAUUGUCAAGGGACUUGAUCACCUUCACACAGGCCUGCAGAGGCCUGUUGUCCAUGGCAACCUCAAGUCGAACAACAUUUUGCUGGACCAUGAUUUGCAGCCUCACCUCUCAGAUUUUGGCCUGCACCUCCUCUUGAAUCCAACAGCAGGACAAAAAAUGCUCGAAGCCUCUGCAGCUCAGGGCUACAAAGCCCCAGAACUGGUUAAGAUGAAGGACGCCAGCACCGAGAGCGAUGUGUACAGCUUGGGGGUCGUCUUACUCGAGAUGCUUACUCAGAAGGAAAUUAUGAACAACAAAUUCUUGCGUUCUCAAGAUCUUCAUCCGCCCACCUCGUUGAGAAACUUGGUUCUUGAGCACAAAGUUUCUGACAUGUUCAGCUCCGAGCUCAUCAAUCGAAGUAAGAAGCAAAAUUCCAGUAAUGAGGACAGUUUGUUGAUGUUCUUUCAACUGGCGAUGGCUUGUUGCUCUCCCACACCUGCCCUGAGACCGGAUAUCAAGUACAUUGUCAGAAGGCUCGAAGAAAUUGGACAGUGACAAUUGCCAACCUUGUGUUGGCAGAAGCGGAAGCAACAACUUGUCAUUGUAGGAAUUGGAAUUUGAUGAUGUUUUGUUGAUGAAGAUGUCGAUAACCACGAGGAGGUUGACAGGAACAAUGGGGACUAACUAAUUAAAUCUUUCUU
Elaeis guineensis (African oil palm) is the source of this 1577-nucleotide messenger RNA. RefSeq names its product putative kinase-like protein TMKL1. Lineage: Eukaryota; Viridiplantae; Streptophyta; Magnoliopsida; Arecales; Arecaceae. Gene Ontology annotation, molecular function: ATP binding; protein kinase activity. The record is from RefSeq and is a predicted model, not a curated record. Gene Ontology annotation, biological process: protein phosphorylation.